This is a messenger RNA of Schizophyllum commune H4-8, 3228 nucleotides long. RefSeq lists its product as uncharacterized. The record is from RefSeq and is a predicted model, not a curated record. NCBI's taxonomy places the organism in Eukaryota, Fungi, Basidiomycota, Agaricomycetes, Agaricales, Schizophyllaceae. The coding region runs from base 1 to 3228 and encodes 1075 amino acids. The transcript has 14 exons. Gene Ontology annotation, biological process: DNA-templated transcription. Gene Ontology annotation, molecular function: zinc ion binding; DNA binding.
AUGAAUGGAGGGAUGAACGGCGUGAACGCGAAUAGUCUGAAUGCUGCCAACUUGAACAAUGCGAUGAACGGCGUCGUGAACAACGGCGUCGUCAACAACCCGGGCUUCAACGGGCACGGGCUGAACCCGAACAACCUGAACGGGUUCAACCCGAAUCCGCCUGGCAUACCGCACGACGUGAACAUGGGCGGGGACAUGAGCGCGGCGAUCGAUAGGUUGAGCGAAGAAACCUCGCGCCUCUCGCUGAACGCGACGUACCUCUACGUCGACGACGAGGGGUACACGCGCUGGCAGGGCGAGACGUCGGGGAUGCCGCUGCUGGAUUUGCUCGUCGAGAUACACGCGGUGGAGGGCGCGGGUGGGGCGGGUGGGAACGGAAAUACGAGACAAGGCGUCCAAGGGGGACAACAAGGACAAGGACAAGGACAGGCGGGGCAGGGCGGCAAGCAGGGCCCGCCGAGUAGUGAUGGGAGCGAGUGUGGCGCCCCCACGCCCGAAGACCGGCCCAUCGACUGGUUCCCGAACCGCUCCGCCCGACGGCCCGCGGCGGUCAACCCGGAGACGCUCUGGCUGCUCGUCACCUCGCACAUCGCGCCGGACCUGAUGGAUGCGCUGGUGCAAACCUAUCUGAGCACGAGCUACUAUUUGAUGCCGUUCUUGCAUAUCCCGACGUUUUUGAAGGACUAUGGGAAUCCGGCGAAGUGGGGGGAGCCGGGUUUCGCCUCCUUUAUCGUCGCGAUCUGCUGCCUGGCGAGCCGGCACACGGACGACCCGCGCGCGCGGGUGGAUCCGGCAACGGGCGCGGGGGCGGCGCUGCCGCAGGGCGCGACGAGCGACGGGAGUGGCACAGGCUUGACGGCGGGCACGCAGUGGUUUGAGUUGUUGGGCAGGUUGCGUACUCUCCCCGGCUCCGACCGCCCUACGCUGUACGCCGUGCACGCCGCGCUCGUCGCGGGCGUCUACGCAACGGGCCUCGGGCGCCUCUCCGCCGCCGCCGCGCUCAUCUCCGAGGCCGCCGCGCGCUGCAUCGACGCGGGCCUCCACCGCUCCGCCGCGCGCUACGACGCGUUCACGCCCGUCGAGGACGAGGUCCGCCGGCGCACGUUCUGGUGCGUCUACGCGUGGGACAAGCAGCUCGCGGCGCACCUCGGCCGGCCGCCCGUCCUGCGCCUGCGCGACUGCGACGUGGGCGAGCCCGCGCCAGUCGACGACGAGUUCGUGACCGCGGAGGGGUACGUGGGGCGCGACGGGGUGGUCAGAGAGAGUUAUGGGCCGGAGGCGGCAAGGGCAGAGUGCCGGAUGGUCGCGUUCGUGGCGUGGGUGAAGAUGAUGGUGGUGCUGGAGGCGGUGCUGGACGUGCCGCCGACGCGGGAGGACCAGGGCUCGUUUCUGAAUCGCGCGGGCGGGCUCGGUGGUGGCAGGCGGUCGGGGCGCGGGGGCGGGAACGCGCUGAGGGACGAGGAGACGAUGCUGGACGAGGUGCACGUGAAUAUUCCGUCGUUUUGGUGCCAUAAGCAUACGGCGUUCCCGCCGACGGCAGGGUAUGGCGCGUUCGGGACGACGCCGCAGAGCUGCUGGUCGACACCGCUGGCGGCGGAGACUUUGAGCAGCGACGACGUGAUCCGCGUCACGCAGGCCGUGCGGCUGCACUGCACCGAGCAGUUUGUGCGGCUGCUUAUCUACCGGCACCGCAUCUCGCAGCUCGUCGCCGCGCGCGCGCAGCAGUCCCAGAAUCCAGGCGUCUACAAACCCAACGCAGCGGACACGGCGGCGCGCGAACGGGAGGCGAUGGUCGCCGCACAUCGGUGUGCGCUGCAGCUGGUGGCGGCGUACUUGCAUGUGGCGACGCGGGGGCUGAUGACUUACUACGGCGUCCACGUCAUCCACCAGCUCACCCAGGCGGGCCGCACGCUCGUCGCCGUGCUGCUGAACUGCAAGUGCGACUGCGGGCGACAGGGCGAGGCGCCCUCGGAGGCGAACCCGGCGCGCCCGAACUGCCGCUGCGGGCUCGAGCACCUCAUCCCGUCCGCGAUGGACGCGCUGCGCUCGUGCGUGGGCCUGCUGAGGAGGUUCAGCGGGCGGUAUGUGUGCGGGCUGAGAUCGGGGGAUCUGAUGGAGGAGUUUUGUCGCUUGACGGGCAUCCCGCUGGAGACGAGCCAGAGGCCGGACGGGGAGGAGAAUCGGCCGGCGUGGAUCAGGCCAGUGCGCAAAAAGUCAUCGGUGAGGAGUCCGUCGAAUGCGAGGAGCGGCGACCAUCGGGCGAGGUCGCAUUCGUUCAUGUCGGAGCGUGGAAGAAGACCAUCGACCUCGUCCUACGCUCGCUCAGUAGGCUCCGACUCGGCAGGAUCACCUGAAGGCUCGCCUGCUGGUGGUAAUGCGCCGUCACCGUUGACGGGUGUGCCGAUCAACAGACCAUCACCCUCCGUCUUCACCGGCAACUCGCCCUCCGCGUUCGGCACGUCGCCCAACACCUUCAACGUCGGCUCGCCCUCACAACACUUCGGGACCUCGCCGUCGCAAGCCUUCCCCCCGUCGUCCUUCAACUCGGGCCCGGGGCAAAAUGGGACGUACUCGCCGGCGUCGGCGUUCAAGAUGCCCCCCGGCAGCGGUGGCGGUCAUGCGCACGAUCCUUUAGGAGGCAAUCUCUCUCAAUCGAAGGGAGGCUACCCGCCGGCACCGAACUCAGCUUCCGCCGCGUCCCCGCGACAUAGCUUCUCGGACUCGAACGCGCAGCGCUUUGGGGAAUCGUCCUCGCAGCGCUUCGCGAGCUCGUCCCUCUUCGCCGACGCGAACGCGAAGCGCGCGAGCUUUGCCUCGGACCCCUUCUCGCUCGACAUGGCAGGGCUGUACCGCGGCUCCGGGCAGGCAGGGUUCGAGACGCCCACCGCGGCGUUCCCGAAUGGGCCGCCGAGUUCUGGUCUGCAUGGGCAGGGCUUCGGCAACGGCUUUGACGUCGACGUGGACAUGGGCCACCCGGGCGGGAUGGGUCACUCGGGUGGACUUGGUCAUUCGGGCGGGCUGGAUGGAAUGGGGGCGGGGAUGUCGCUGGAAGGGCACCAUGCGCCGAUGGGGAUCAGCGAGGCGGAGUUGAUGGCGCUCAUCACGAGCGAGCUGGGGAGCCAGCACGCGCAAAAUGAACGGCCGGAUGUGUCGAGAGAACAGCAGGACUCGCGGGGGAAGGAGGGCGACGGUUCGGCGCGAAUGAAUGGCGUCGCGUCGUCGCAUUGA